Molecule: messenger RNA, 4638 nt
Organism: Sodiomyces alkalinus F11
Lineage: Eukaryota; Fungi; Ascomycota; Sordariomycetes; Glomerellales; Plectosphaerellaceae
Exons: 3
Coding region: 101-4453 (1450 amino acids)
Biological process (GO): peptidyl-threonine phosphorylation; peptidyl-serine phosphorylation
Molecular function (GO): ATP binding; protein serine/threonine kinase activity; protein serine/threonine/tyrosine kinase activity
Source: RefSeq, a predicted model, not a curated record
UUUUCCGUUCCCGUGCUGCACCAGACCGCAUCUUUCAGGACAACCACGACCACUCGUCUCCCAUUCGCAUGACCCUUAUUGGGAACACGUUCGAUACCACAUGGUGAAAGAGCACAGAGGUCCGGCUGGCCCUAGACCAGCCAACUUCUCCCCGACUAGACGGGACUUCUCUGCUACCACGAGGAACACAGCCAAUACAUCUCCCGUGAAACAAUCCAUCUUGGACGCACCAAUGCUCAGCGCCUCGACUUCGAAUCAUUCUCUGUUUUCCUUCAGCGGGAGGAAUGGCGACUCGCUGCCUACAAUUGAGCCAACGGGGUCCUUCGACUUCUUGCCCUCAGUGAGCUUUGACGAUCUUCAGACAAGCCUCGAGUCGGCUUCGACCGAAUUCAAACUGGCCCAGUUCCCGUCCCCGACUGGUCAAGGCAGCAUACUCGAGUCGCAAGGUCUCGGCAGCAACGCCACAAUGGCCGAUAAAUCUAAUCCUGACUCUCAAUCCGGCGCCGCCACUAUAUCAGCCUCGUUGAUCGCCAAUACUUCCACUCGCGGUGGCAAUCCUCCACCUGUUUCCCGUCCGGGCAGGUCCGGUUCAAUCCUGCGAAGACCUAGUACGUCGAGCCGGCAGCCCAGCAUCUCCUCCACAGUCUCCGGCUUCUCUGCCGCUGGCGACAACACUUCAACGGGCACCGCCUCCACGAGAACCCGUCGGCAGAGCCACUACCCGCCUGUGUCGAGUACCAACAUUGGCAAGCCCCCCAGGAAAUCCAUUGGCCCUGGUGUCAUCGAUGGUGACUAUUCUAUCCGUACAGGCCAGAAGCGGAGGCCUAGUCUCAUAUCCAAUAAUGGAACCGGCACAGAGUCCACACGGACAUCUCUGGAUGGCAAUGUCGGGUUGGGGCUCGGCCCUGCACGGAACCUCUCCGGCAUGACCAUCGCCAAUUCGCGUGCGGCUAAAGCCAGGUCUGUCGGCCAGCCGCUACCACGAACAAACUCCUCGAGCCUAACCGUAGGUAAUAUGCUCACUCCCGACCACAGCAAUCGCAUGUCCACCGCGAUUUCGCCGCGGUCCCCCAGAGUCGCAGGCAGGGGCAGUGCUGCUCCUGGCUCUGCCCAGUCCGCAGCCAACCAGAAACGCGCAACCAUGAUGUCCGGCAUGCCCAUACUCCCUCACCCCUGUGUUGCGACGGGCCUAGGUGCCCGAACCAUCAGCCCUACAGACACACGUCGGAUGAAGCGCAUGUCGAUGCACCAGCCUCAGAUUCUGGAUCGUCUGGCCAACGCGCCGCCCCCUCCGCCCUCCGAUAGUCGCGAACAGUCUAGGUCGCCGUCCAUGAUACCACGAAAAGCGUCCGCCACGCCUUCGUCGUCACGAACCACUCCUGAUACCAACAGAAAAUCACACCAAUCCGGCUUGUCAGUUGGGCCCUCCCUCUUUGCGCCCAAUUCCGUCAGAGCAUCGAUCGGACCUGCACCGCCGCGGCUGUCGACAUCAGGAUCUACCUCACGCUUACCGACCCCGAAGACGCUUCCCCCGCACCCUCAUAGUGGCAUCGUAGCCGACGAUCACGAGGGUGUCCCUCCUGUACCCGCGAUACCCAAAGCAUACGAGUCCCCGAAAGAUACUUCGGCCGAUAUAUCCUUCUUGGACAAGCGGAAGGCCACUUUGGCGGCCGACGCUAGCAGUAUUCAUAGCAACAACUCCACCGGGAGCUUUUCCAUCCCUUCUGGACCUGAGACCGGGGGCAGAGUCCGACGGAAGGCAAGUACCCGGAAGUCAACCAAUGCGGCAGUACCGGAGACGGAAAAGAAAUCUGCGCUGGCUCAAACAAAAAGACAUCCCGCGGGCUUACGCCUGCCGCCCAUUACGGUCGGUCCUCUGAAUCCCUCCACCGCUGCCAGAGUCGCCGCUUUGCAGGAACAGGGUCAGUCGGAACGGAAUCUGAGCCCCCCACCGUCUCGGGUUAUUGCCAAGACACCGUCAACCCCAAUGACCGCCUCCAGGAGCACAUUCUUCUCGAGGAAUUACCAAGAUGGCCACACGGAGCCGCUUCAUUUUCGGAGCAGCAGCACCGUACAUCAUUCCCGUCUCGACAGUGCUUCGGGUGCCGGCGGUACAAGCUCAUCUGAGUCGAUCAUAGGUUGUGGAUCCGAAGUUCCCAGCCGGAAGCCUAGUAUGUCUCCUUUCUUAUCCUCCUCGGUGCCCAGAAACGGCCUGGAUCCCGAGUUCAUCAGGAGACCCAAGACUGGCGACAUUGGCAAUGUGACGGAGCCGAUCCUAGAUGCGAGAUCCCAACAGAAGAAGCCUUCUGGUCCUAGGGCGCCGAAACUAGCCAAGUCAAGGACCAAGUCGCCACCCCCUGCCUCAGACCCUGAGGAACCACCGACGCCGUCAUCGAUGAGCUCGCUGCGGAGAAAACUGAGCCUUUCAUGGAAGAGGGGAACAUCGAAGAACGGGACCACCACCAAUCCGUCCGGCGCCGCGGAUAAGGUUCCCGACCUGGCCAAGCAGGACAGCAUGCCUCCCCCUCGCAUUCCCAUUUCGGCAACUGUCGGAAGCCUGGAUUCGGUACAAGCUCCCAGCCCUAAUACGUCUCUCAAAUCUUCGGGUACUUAUCUGGAAAGCCGAAGACGGAAGAGCUCCGCGUCGGGGCUGCAGGGCCAUGGUCACGAGAGGACAAAGAGCGAGAGCCUGGGGCAGAAUGGCAGUCCCCGAAGGGAACCAGGAAACGGCCCGGCUGCGGCUGCGGCUGCGGCAGACCACCAAGGUGGCGCCUCGCGCAACGCGUCUGUCAUGCAGAGGAUUCUUCGCCCCAAAGCAUCUGCCUCCUCAAUCCGACAGCAAGAUCCCUGGACGGCCGAGCUCGACAAGCACGACCUGAUUGCGGAGGAUGAAAUGAGAAAGAUGGGCUUGAGAAGAGACGAAACCGAAAUCGCCGCAAAGUCCCUCGACGCACUGAGGAAACGUGCGACGCCUAAAGAACGCGUCAGUGCGGCGGAAGCAGUCAGGAUAGCCAUGCUCAACGUGUAUGAGCGAGGUGAGAUCAUGGACUAUGACGACGUCUACUUCUGCGGCACGCAGAACGCGAAAAAGGUCGUCGGAGAUCUCCAAUCGGCCAAGCCUAACUUUGGAUAUGACGACGACCGUGGUGAUUAUACCAUCGUUCCGGGGGACCAUCUCUCCUAUCGGUAUGAGAUCAUCGACGUACUAGGAAAGGGGAGCUUCGGCCAGGUGGUCCGCUGCAUCGACCACAAGCUGGGUGUCUUGGUCGCCGUCAAAAUUAUUCGCAACAAGAAGCGGUUCCACCAGCAGGCUCUUGUCGAAGUAAACAUCCUGCAGAAAAUCCGCGAAUGGGAUCCCAAGAAUACACACAGCAUGGUCCACUUCACGCACAGCUUCUACUUCCGUGGACAUCUCUGUAUCUGCACGGAACUCCUUGACAUGAACCUUUACGAGUUCAUCAAGGUCAACUCUUUCCGCGGGUUCUCCCUCAGGCUUAUCCGGCGGUUCACCAAGCAGAUACUUAGCUCGCUGAAUAUGCUGAAGAAACACAAGGUUAUUCACUGCGACUUGAAGCCCGAAAACAUCUUGCUGCGGCACCCGCUCCAUACCGAGAUUAAGGUCAUCGACUUUGGAUCCAGCUGUUUCGAGAACGAGAAGGUCUACACGUAUAUCCAGUCGCGGUUCUACCGCUCUCCAGAAGUCAUCCUCGGCAUGUCGUACGGAUUACCCAUCGACAUGUGGAGUCUGGGCUGUAUCCUUGCCGAACUUUACACGGGGGUGCCCAUCUUCCCUGGCGAGGACGAGCAGGAGCAGCUCGCAUGUAUCAUGGAGGUUUUCGGUCCACCGGAGAAGCACUUGAUCGAGAAGAGUACAAGAAAGAAGCCCUUUUUUGAUUCCAUGGGGAAGCCCCGCCUGGUGCUAUCCUCCAAGGGCCGCAGGCGUCGCCCGUCCUCUAAAACGCUACAGCAAGUCCUCAAGUGCGACGACGAGCCAUUCCUCGAUUUCGUGGCCAGGUGCUUGCGGUGGGAUCCGGACCGACGCCUCAAGCCUGAGGACGCCAUUUACCACGAGUUCAUUACGGGUAGGAAGACGAGCGUACCACUGCCACGGGUUCCCGCUCGAGACAGCUCUCCGGUCAAGCGCCACAACACCAUCUCGACACCCAGACCCCUCCCCGAACCUCCCGGGGGCGGCAAUAAGGGUAACGGACCCUCACUGCGGCCCCGUGAGGCGUCCGGGGUCAGUCCUCAUAAACCCGUUUCGGGACCUGUGCGCCGGCCGUUGGGAGCCAACGGUGCACUGCAUGUGGCCUCGGCGAAGCGCACCAGUACUGGGCCUGUCGGCACUGUUCCCGGCACGAGCCAUCUCCCCCGGGUCGCUGGUAGAAGCGUUAGCGCCAAACAAGACCUCGCCUCAGCUGGAGCCGCCGCAGCUAUGAGUCGACGAGCAUGAAAGACAUGAUUCAGUUGCCAUGAGUCCUUACCUCGGCCAAUCCUAGUGGCCAAGGGUGAUAAAAAUGGACUGCGGAUACCAUGGACCAAGCAUAUGCAAUGCCUGCUGCACCAUGUAAUUUCUUUCUUUCUUUUUUUUUUGAGCAUGACGGUUCUCAUCACGAUACGAUGACAAGUAUACCUACA